Messenger RNA from Sorex araneus (European shrew), 5453 nucleotides. It is a transcript of the gene PTPN11, whose product is annotated as protein tyrosine phosphatase non-receptor type 11. Lineage: Eukaryota; Metazoa; Chordata; Mammalia; Eulipotyphla; Soricidae. Gene Ontology annotation, biological process: protein dephosphorylation. Gene Ontology annotation, molecular function: protein tyrosine phosphatase activity. Bases 207 to 2000 code for a protein of 597 amino acids. The record is from RefSeq and is a predicted model, not a curated record. The transcript has 16 exons.
GGAGGCGGAGCGAGCCGGGCUCGGGGGGCGGCCGCACAGCGUCCGGGAUCCCCACAGGCCUGGAGGGGGGUCUGCGCGCGGCCGGCCGGCUCUGCCCCCCCACGCCGGGUCCCGAGCGGGCCUCCGUCGGGCCAGCCCGAUGUGAGCGGGCCCCGCGGCGCUGAGCGAGGAGCGGGCCCGCCGCGGAGCCGGAGGGCGGGAGGAACAUGACAUCGCGGAGAUGGUUCCACCCGAACAUCACUGGCGUGGAGGCAGAGAACCUGCUCCUGACCCGAGGCGUUGAUGGCAGCUUCCUGGCGAGACCCAGUAAAAGCAACCCCGGAGACUUCACUCUCUCCGUUCGAAGAAAUGGCGCUGUCACCCACAUCAAGAUUCAGAACACUGGCGAUUACUAUGACUUGUACGGAGGGGAGAAGUUUGCCACCCUGGCGGAGUUGGUCCAGUAUUACAUGGAGCACCACGGGCAGUUAAAGGAGAAGAACGGAGAUGUGAUCGAGCUCAAGUACCCUCUCAACUGUGCAGACCCUACCUCUGAAAGAUGGUUUCACGGACACCUCUCCGGGAAAGAAGCAGAGAAAUUACUAACCGAGAAAGGAAAACAUGGCAGCUUCCUGGUCCGCGAGAGCCAGAGCCACCCUGGGGACUUUGUCCUCUCCGUGCGGACCGGCGAUGACAAAGGGGAGAGCAGCGAUGGCAAGUCGAAGGUGACCCACGUCAUGAUCCGCUGCCAGGAACUAAAGUAUGAUGUUGGUGGAGGAGAACGCUUUGAUUCUUUGACAGACCUUGUGGAGCAUUACAAGAAGAACCCCAUGGUAGAAACGCUGGGCACGGUACUGCAGCUCAAGCAGCCCCUCAACACCACUCGGAUCAAUGCUGCUGAAAUUGAAAGCCGGGUUCGAGAGCUGAGCAAGUUAGCCGAGACCACGGACAAAGUCAAGCAAGGCUUUUGGGAAGAAUUUGAGACGCUACAACAGCAGGAGUGCAAACUUCUCUAUAGCCGAAAAGAAGGCCAGAGGCAAGAAAACAAGAACAAGAACAGAUAUAAGAACAUCCUGCCCUUUGACCACACCAGAGUCGUUCUCCACGACGGCGAUCCCAAUGAGCCCGUCUCGGAUUACAUCAACGCCAACAUCAUCAUGCCUGAAUUCGAAACCAAGUGCAACAACUCAAAGCCCAAAAAAAGCUACAUUGCUACGCAAGGCUGCCUGCAGAACACCGUGAACGACUUCUGGCGGAUGGUGUUCCAGGAGAACUCCAGGGUCAUCGUCAUGACGACGAAAGAAGUCGAGCGAGGAAAGAGUAAAUGCGUCAAGUACUGGCCAGACGAGUACGCGCUGAAGGAGUACGGCGUGAUGCGUGUGCGGAACGUCAAGGAGAGCGCCGCCCACGACUACACACUGCGGGAGCUGAAGCUCUCCAAGGUCGGGCAAGCUCUACUCCAGGGCAAUACGGAGAGAACCGUCUGGCAGUACCACUUUCGGACCUGGCCGGACCACGGCGUGCCCAGCGACCCUGGAGGCGUGCUGGACUUCCUGGAGGAGGUCCACCACAAGCAGGAGGGCAUCGUGGACGCGGGGCCCGUGGUGGUCCACUGCAGUGCUGGGAUCGGCCGGACGGGGACCUUCAUCGUGAUCGACAUCCUCAUCGACAUCAUCAGAGAGAAAGGCGUGGACUGCGACAUCGAUGUCCCCAAAACCAUCCAGAUGGUGCGAUCUCAGAGGUCAGGGAUGGUGCAGACCGAGGCCCAGUACCGCUUCAUCUACAUGGCGGUCCAGCACUACAUCGAGACCCUCCAGCGCCGCAUCGAGGAAGAGCAGAAAAGCAAGAGGAAAGGGCACGAGUAUACAAAUAUUAAGUAUUCCCUAACGGACCAGGCGGGCGGAGACCAGAGCCCCCUUCCACCCGGCACGCCGACUCCUCCCUGUGCAGAGAUGAGAGAAGACAACGCCCGCGUGUACGAGAACGUGGGUCUGAUGCAGCAGCAGAAGAGCUUCAGAUGAGAGGGCCGGGAAGGCGUCUGCACAGACAGAGAUGUGAGUUUCCACCCCGUCCCCGUAAAGAUGAAGAGCAGGUGCAAGAAGGUUGAUGCGCAGAGUGAGCGUGGAAGGCUCGCGCCCUGGCCGACCCCCCUCGGAGAAGAGAAUCUGAAACUGUUUCCGGCUCAGCAACUCCCGAUUCCCCGUCCCGCCUUUCCUCUGCCGGGGAGGACUCGCCUCGGCGAGAUGGACAAUGUCGGACAGGACGUCAUUCGCGUGGAGAAUGCCGCCCAGCUGGCUUCUCUGUGUUGCAGUGACGGUGAUUCGAAUUCUAGCUACUGGUGGUUGAGAUUUUUUUUUUUACAACUUGAAGAAAACAAAUUUUUUUUUUUUUCCUCUCAGUGGGGGGAUGAUCGGGUAUUUAUGAGAGAGCAACGGUUGGGUAAGACGGCGACAGCGUCCCGCAGGGGAGAGCGCUUUCCUGGGUCGCCGCUCGCGCAGCGGUGGGCGGCCUCUGGUCUUUGUUGUUGUUUUUCCUGGCUGAGUAACAAUGAAGCCAGCGCCCGGACUGCCCUCCGCUGCUGGCUGACCAAGAGCCCAUGGAGGUGGACGUGGGAGGUGCCAGGCGGGGUGAGUGGCAGGUGUCCUUAGCAGUCACCGCCCCGCAGUGGCAGGAGAACGCGGGCCAGGGUUUCUUCUCCUCCGAGCAGGCCUCCGUCCUUGAAAGGAAGAACAGUGUUCGGGAUAUCACUCGUUGCUGACCAGCCACCCACCCCCGCCCCGGGCCCCCGUGUCCCUGCCCCCCCCCCCCCGCGCCCCCCGCUUUGCUCUUCAGCCUGGCCCCGCCCCUCUGAGCUCUUCACCUGCUGCCUGGCUGCCCCCCCACCCCCCACCGUGUGGUUGGCAGGUGGCCUGGGACUUGGGACAGCACGAAGUCCCCAGGGUCUCCCUGGGGGGUCACUGGGCCCUCCCAGCUCCCGAGAGAGUGGGGGCCGUGGGCGGGUCUGCUGGUGACCAAGCCCAUGCCCACACGGCCUGGCCCCGAGCAGGCGGGGAGGCGCGCCAUUGCCAGGGGGACGCAGCCCUAGUUGGAAGAGUAGGCGCUGGUGACCGUGCAAGGCCGGGCGGGCGGAAGUAGCCUUCCAGAAGUUUCCCCAGCCUGUCCCACCGGCUCCGGGUGUCUCUGCGGAAGCUUCACCUGGGGAAACCAGACUUCCAGGACGGGUGGGGGGGAGAACAGAGCGCUUGAAAGCAGAUUGGCCCAGCACCCUGGCACCUGGCCCUUCUUGUCACUGCCUCCAGGCAGGCCUCCUGUGCGGGCACGCAGGGAGCAGGCCAAGGACACCCCGAUGGACUGAGUAGGCAGCAGCUCAUGCUCCUCUGAACCCAGCCGUAAGAUCUGCGAACUCUACCUUAAGUGCCUUCUCCGAAGAUCCUCCCCGCCCCGCGCCCUCCAGCCCUGUCCUCCUCCCUGCCGCCUGCCUCCUGCUUUCACUCCUUCCCGGGGGGCUUCCUCCCGCCCUGGGAGGCCCGGGCGGAGUGGCCGCUGUCAUUUUCACAGACAGGCUGUACCGUGCUCCCGGCCCCACCCCCGCUUCCCUGAGUCCAGACAGCGUCAGAGCACAGGUCGUCAGGAAGCGAUUCCAUUUCCGUGUUUGCCACCAGGAUCCCGAAUCCUGUUGGUGUCACCGCGUUUUAUCAUGCUGCGCGGUUCCCUCUUGGUUUUGGUGGCGACGCUCUGGCUCGGGACACGGGGGCGAAAGUCUCUUUCACCAGCGUAGGAGGGUCUGAUGGUACCGACCGCGGCCGUGCCGGGCCGUCUCUGCCAGCAGCUUUAGGUCACUGGGUGUGGUGCUUGGGCCGGCAUCGCCUACACUGGGCUCGCUCGCUUCCUUCCGUAGAUUUCUCGUAGAUUUCCCCUUCCCAGGUCAGCAGGCUUGACGGACGCUGAGGUUGGUGGUUGUGUUUGAGUCAAGGUGAUCACAGGUGCCCAGAGGCCACGUCUCGACCCCGGGUGGAGCCUGGCUGAGAGGCUGGCGGGGGCAGGGGGACAGAGCAGUGGGAAUGAACGUGUCCGAGGGUGGGUAGCCUGGGGAAUAGGCUUGCCAGGGAUGUGCUGGUUGCUGGCAGAGGAUGGAAUUUGCACAAUAUCCCGUAUUUUAAAAUUGUAAGCAUAGAAUUUUGUAUUUGCCGUGUAGAACUGUGGCAUGUAGCAUCGGGGUUCUUUUUAAAAACCAAAUUCCAGUCUUAGGAGGUUGUCCUAAAAGAAAUCUUUUGAAGUCACCGUGCCUGCAGGCUGUGGCCUUCCUGGCGGUGACUGGUCCCCUCCCGUCCCUCGAGGCCCACACCUCUCCAGUGUGCCGGAUGCGGGAGUCACGUGGGCGACGGUGCUGGUGUCCGAGUUCAGGGAACCAGCAGCUUUGGAGCCACCAAGAAAAGAAUCAGGAUGCCCCCUCCGGGGUUAUUUGCCCAGAGGCUUGGGGCGGGGGGGGGGGUUUCCUGCUUGAGGGGCGAGAUUGGCAGUUGUCAAGUUUUGAGCCUUGAAGUUGGUGGGAACAGUUUGCAGUUGUGAAGUGUGUUCGCGUCUAGGCCCCGAGCCCCCCAGCCCCGAGAUGGCCGUGCCCCCUCCCUCCCCCGGCGCCCGGGGAAUAAAGAUUUUCAUGGCAAAAGCACAUGGGCGCCCUGACUUCACUAUGCCAGGUUAGGGUUUGCAUUAGCCCUUAGUUGAUUGUGUUACUAGCUCUUCCCCGCUUCUUGAAAACAAGUUCCAAGAUACAGUCUCCGGUUCCCUCCCAUCAUUGCCAAGUUUGUCCCCUUCUGUUGUUGUUCCCCAGCGGGCAGUUUCACACAAGGCAAACGCAUCAGUUGGUCUCAGUAUGUUGUAUACCGUUGCUGUGUAUCAAACUAAUUUUCUGCAAGUUUUUCAUCCUAAACCUCAGAUCAUGUCAUUAAUAAUUUGCCUGUUUAUUUAUGACCUAAUUGUGAUUCUUUUAUUAAUAAAAGCUAAUGGAAAAGGAUCCUUAUUAAGCUGAUGACUAGACCUACAGUUAAUUUUCCUGCAGUAUAUGAAUUAUUGUACCAGAGUAUUAAAAGAUAUGUAAUAUUUUAUUGAUAAAUCUGUCCUUUAAAAGGAAUACAUUCUAGGUGUCAUCAUUUUGAUGUGAAUCAUGUAAAUGUUGAUAAUAUGCAGUGUUUAUUAUACAUUUAGUGUUCCAAGAGAGUCACUUAAUUGCCUUUUUGCCCACGUAUAUUAUGUAGUCUAUUUGCAAAAAAAAAAGAAAAAAAAAGUUUUUUUUAAGCAUUUAAAACAAUAGUUUAUGUAGACAAACAUUAGUGAACGCUAAUUGUCUCCCACCUGUAUUUAUGGGUGUUAGUUCAACUGCUCUGCUAGUCGCACAGCUGUAUUAUCAGAGUCAAAGUGUAUUUGUAAACUGUAUGGGAACUAAGAAUUAGGAAUAAAACCAGUUUCUUAUAUUA